ACACCAUGGACGCUCAUUCACAAGAAGUUUAUCUGAAGAAACGACUUCAGGGCUUUCUUGGAGAGAUGCUAAAAAUGGGUACUCUUAAAGGCUUCAAACACUUCGCAACUUACAUGAGAGGAAGAGAGGAGAUGGUGAUCAGCAUUGUAAAUGAACCACAGACCACCCAUCACACAUAUGUGUCAGAGUCUAGUGGAACAGGCUUCAGCUCUCCAGACAGAAGUGGUAGUCUCACUUCACAAAACCUACCUUAUGAUAAACGGUCCUUGCUCAUCUCAAUGCGAUCACAGAUGAAUCUGAGUACAGCUCCCACAGGUAUUGGCUUGCCUCCAGCUUCACCCAGUGAUCAGGAAACACAGAUUGGAGGAGAGAACUCCACUCUGUUCUUGGUGGCAGGCUAUGCUCGAUACUGUUGUCCCUAUGUGUGGGUAAGAUCCAACCAUGAACGACUGAUCAAGCUGACAGGUGACUCUGCUAAUGACAAGGAUUGCCCACUCAAGCUCAAGACUACUGUUGGCUGGAACAACUCAGAUUUUAAUGUGUGGGAUAUUGUGGCUGAGCUGGUGAAGCUGUGUUGUUAUCCUGCUCCUACUAACCCAUAUGAGAUUGACUUUGACUACUUUGAUAACCUUACCCUACCUGAACAAGUGCUGUCAACAGCUGCCAUGUGUAACUUUCUACAGAAGGUCCUUGUCCAUGUACCAGAUGAUAAAGCAUACAUAAGUAAAGUAUUUGAAGAGAUCCAGAUUCUUUCAAAGUUGCACUUCAGUGCAUUACAGAAGCUUGCCAAAUCCGGGGGCAUACCUAUACUUAAUCAACACUUGCAGGCUUCCAGUCGCCGACAGCACAGGACAAGCGGCUCAUCAGCAUCUUCACGGCAGAGAUACCCUAGUAGUGGAGGAAACUAUUGGGGUGGGCAACAGGCUCCGACCCGAGGGCACACCUUCAGUCAGUACUGAUGAAUGGAUGGGCAGCAGGCUCUUGUUUGAGGGUAUAUCUUCAGUCUGUACUGAGGGAUGGGCACGUGGGCAGGCAGCAGACUCCUGCCUGAGUGUACACCUUCAGUCAGUACUGAAGAACAGGCAGGCAGCAGACUCCUGUCUUUGAUUACAACUUCAGUCAGUACUUAAGGAUGGUGGAGGCAGGGGUGGACAGGCAGCAGGCUCCUGUCUGAGGAUACAACUUCAGUCAGUAAUGUAGGAGGGGGGAGAGGAAGGGAUGGACAGGCAGUAGGCUCUUGUCUGAGGGUACAACUUCAGUUAGUAAUGUAGGAUGGGGGAGAGGAAGGGAUGAACAGGCAACAGGCUCUUGUCUGAGUGUACACCUUCAAUCAAUACCGAAGGAUGGAUGGGCAUCAGGCUUUUCUCUGAGUGUACAACUUAAGUCUGAGCUGAAGGAUAGACAAAAUCUGCAUUAUGGGGAUGAAGAGACUGUGCUAAUUAUAGAUUGUCUUGGUGGAUUUUGUUCAGAGAGAGAGAUUAAGAAAUAUACAUGUUGUUCUUCUAUGCAGGCUUAUUUUCAUGGCGUCUACAUGUAUAAAUCAGUACUUGUUCUCAGUAUAAUUACAUUGUAAGUCAAUAAAGAGAUUCUAUGCUAGAUAUAGCUAUUACAUCAGGUGUAAGUAGGCGUGCUUUGUGUUCUGUAAUAUAACUGUCAUAUUGAAUGUUUAUAGCAAUAAACAGCUACCAUGCACAAUAUACAGUGCAGGUAUAAGUGUAAUUAAAAACCCUGGCUUAAAGUGUCUACACACUCAGAAUCUUGCUUUUGAAUCAGUCCUUUAACCAAUCUUUUCUCCAGUUAAAUGCCAUUAAGACGAGUGAAGAAAUUUCUGUCACAUGGUAUCUCUAUACUUUGAAAAGUUGCUGUAAUAACAAAGUAGAUUAGGACUGAAGUAUACAUCUUUUUACUGUAUUUUUUCCAGUGUAUUUCGUCUCUGGAUUGUACAGAUUUUUAGCAGUCAAUAAAUAUUUCUUGUUUGCUUUCAUAUAAAGAUCAUACAUGUAAUUAGUAACUCUCACAGAAAUAUAAUUUUCUCCUUGAUUUUAAUUUGGAUUGUUACGUGUAUGUUAAUUUCUUGGCUUUAAUUUCAAUCUUCUUUUCCAUAAUCACGUAUAUAUGGUAUAACAGUAAAAAAAUUGUAAUCAACAUAAGGAUUUUAAUGUGAAAGUUGAGGUGUUUUACAUUCAUUUAAUGAAAUUUGUUAGUAUUCUUUGUGUUGUUACAUGUCCUUUCACACUUUGUGGAGGCAUUGUGAUGUAUAUCUAGAGGACAGUGAUACAGAUUUAUAUAUAGAUGGGAUAUGUAAACAUGAAAUAUCAAUUAGAUAAAAUGUCUAUUUUGUUGGCAUAUUUGAGCCUGUCGGCUCCUUUCAGGGAUAUAUACUUAUAUAUGUAACAGUGUCUGUUAUAUUGAUUUCUCUAUUGCAAAUUGUAUGUUAAAUAAUGGUUUGAAAAUGGUGUAUGUGUAUGGUAUCAUGAAAUGUAUAAUCAUCCUAUUUGGUAUUUAGUCUAAGGUUUAAAAAAAAUGUGUUUAUGUUUAUAGAAUAAUCAUUAUAUAACAAGUUAUAUUUGUGAAUGAUAAUGAUGAGUUUAUGGAAGCUUGUUAGUGUUGGUGGCUAAGAAUUGUGUUUGACAGAUCAAUUAUUGUGAUGGCUGGGAAUCAUUUUGAUUCCAAAUUAUUGCUGUAUAUCAGCCUACAAUGUUUCUAAAACAUGGUACAAAUACUGGGAUCAGGUAUUGUAAAUGUUGAAUGUCUAAUUAUCUGACAUAUCAAAUUUUUAAUUUGUUUAAGUGGUUAUUGUAACAUAGAAAUACCAGUUGAUGAUGUGUUUGAGGUUUUGUGAUAAAUGCCGUGGUAAUUAAUAUUUGACAUGUCUAAUUUAACAAGAUAUUCCACAAGUUGCUCUUAAACUUCACCAUCUAGUGUCAGUUAUAAAAUGGUGACAAAAACAUACAAACAUAUUUUACCUGUAGAUUAGUGUUUAAAAAGAGUUUGAAUGUUCAAAAGAGAUAGAGGAAUAAUGAUUUUAUAUUAGUUAUACAGAAACUGUGUAUAUUUGAAAUUUAUAUCGUACUCUGUAUUCUUUAUUUGAAAGUUUGAGGUAUUCUGACAUGUAAGUCCUAAGAUGUGUAGAAUGUUGAACAGCCUAUAUAUCUACACAAGAUUGAUUUCAUUGUUAUCAUUCUGGUAUUUCUGGAAAAAAAAAAUUCAUGCAUCAAUAUUGAUGAGGGAUGUUUUUUCUUAAUUCAUGGUUUUUUCUUUCUGUGUUUCGUUUUACGUUUUCAGUGAGGUUAUACUGAAUUGUUCGUUUUUGUGCAAUCUUUGUAGACAAGUGGCAAGGUGAUGCCAUUUUGAAUGUAGGACACAUAUUUUAGUCUCUUGUUGGUGGCUUAAAAGCAAGAAACUUAUUAGUAAAUUACUGUGUAUACAUGCAUGUUAUAUUCUGCUAUUUUUGGGGUUUUUAUUUUCGGGUGAAAUAUUAAUGUUAGUUUAUUAUUUUUUAAAUAAAAUUAAGAUCAAAUGAAGAAAUCGAUUUAAAGCUUUUAUAUUGACAACCAAGUGUGUUUACAUGUAGGAAAUUCCUGUGAAAACUUUCAAUAUUAUUUUGAAGCAAUGGGUACAGAUAAACCACUGGUUUAUAUAGGUCAUAUGAGAAUUCCAAAUGGAAUUAGAAAACACUUUAUCUGUUCAAAAAAGACUUUGUUAAGCUGUGUUUACUAAAGAAAGAUAAACUUAGAUUUUGAAAAUUGUCAUACCUGAUCUCCUGAUUUCUAUUCAGUAUCCUCACUAUUUCCUCAAGUUUCUCACGAACAGGAUUAUUGAAUCUUCUGUAUAAAUUUACAAUAUGCUUUAUAGCUAUUUUGGUAAAGAUAUUUCUAUUCUGUAAUUUUGUGCAUCUUUCAUUGUUUCAAACAAUAUAAUUUUUGCUGAAAUUUUCUGCUUGAAUGCAGCUCUCUGUGACAAUGAAUCUUUCUGCUGUAUUUUAUUCAGUGAUUUUGUCGUACAGUGUACAACAAAUGUAACUGAGAUUUUUUUAGUGUGAAAUGCUGACUUUAUUGUAGUAGUAAUGUGUAUAAAUCUUUAUACCCUGAACAUGAUAUGUGCUGAUAUUUAAAGAUCUUGCAAAUAACUUUGAUGUGAUGAUGAAUAUACAAUUGAUGACCAAUUUAUUGUAUGAAAAAUACAAGAUGUAGAAUGU
Molecule: messenger RNA, 4198 nt
Organism: Ylistrum balloti
Lineage: Eukaryota; Metazoa; Mollusca; Bivalvia; Pectinida; Pectinidae
Exons: 7
Coding region: 6-959 (317 amino acids)
Source: RefSeq, a predicted model, not a curated record